Molecule: messenger RNA, 390 nt
Organism: Pieris macdunnoughi
Lineage: Eukaryota; Metazoa; Arthropoda; Insecta; Lepidoptera; Pieridae
Source: the annotation of a GenBank genome assembly
AUGCAGAUCUUUGUGAAAACCCUCACGGGUAAGACCAUCACCCUAGAGGUGGAGGCCUCCGACACUAUCGAAAAUGUGAAGGCCAAAAUCCAGGAUAAGGAGGGAAUCCCACCUGACCAACAGCGUUUGAUUUUCGCUGGUAAACAGCUCGAAGAUGGUCGUACCCUUUCCGACUAUAACAUCCAGAAGGAAUCUACACUGCACUUGGUGUUGAGACUACGUGGAGGUACCAUUGAGCCAUCUCUCAGGAUUUUGGCUAUGAAGUACAAUUGCGACAAAAUGAUUUGCCGCAAGUGUUACGCUAGACUCCACCCUCGUGCCACUAACUGCCGUAAGAAGAAGUGUGGUCACACUAACAACCUCCGCCCAAAGAAGAAGAUCAAGGAUUAA